Messenger RNA from Hemisphaericaspora subhashii, 1017 nucleotides. Its product is annotated as 25S rRNA (adenine2142-N1)-methyltransferase. Gene Ontology annotation, cellular component: nucleolus. The record is from RefSeq and is a predicted model, not a curated record. The coding region runs from base 1 to 1017 and encodes 338 amino acids. The transcript has a single exon. Gene Ontology annotation, molecular function: rRNA (adenine) methyltransferase activity. Lineage: Eukaryota; Fungi; Ascomycota; Pichiomycetes; Serinales; Debaryomycetaceae.
AUGGCAAAGAAAAAGGUUAAAUCAACUGGGCUAUUAAAGAGACCAAGAACUAUUACAGGGAAAAGUUUGUCAACUAUACCGAAAAGUUUGAAACCCCAACACACAAGACAAAUUAUACGAAGAUUUCAUAUCCUACAGAAAAAUCGUCACUCCAUACUCGCCAGACUUAGAAAGCUUAACAAAGAAAUCGACAUUGAUACUUAUAAGGAUCAACUCAAUGAUAAUGAAAAGGUGAUAUAUACAGAAUAUUUUGAAAAAUUUGUACUUCCCAAAAAUUAUUCCGAACUUGAAGUUUAUAAAAUCGAUGAUUCACUUAGUGACCGAGAUCUCAUUAAGACAUUGGCAAGAAUAGAUGCUGAGAUUAAACAGAGAGGUGGCAUAGAAGCAUACCAAUCCGCCUCUACACAGGGGCAGACCACAAAAAGAGGAGGUGACUCCUCUAAGAGAUUAAUCGAUUGGCUUCAAGAAGAGCCAUAUUCAAAGAAACUAUCGAACAUAAACGCAUUAGAAAUUGGAUGUCUAAGUCCAUACAAUGUAAUUUCCACUAGUGGAAUAUUUCAUGACAUAGUUCGAAUAGACUUAAACUCACAAGAUCCAUUAAUUAUUGAAGAGAAUUUCAUGGAAAGACCAUUACCCAAGAAUAAUGAAGAACGGUUUAAUCUUAUAUCAUGUUCAUUGGUGAUAAAUUUUGUACCUUCACAUCAAGAAAGAGGUGAAAUGUUGAUCAGAAUGACAAAAUUUUUAAAGAAACCAAUUAAUGGAUGUAUGAGUAGUUUAUUUUUGGUAUUGCCACUUCCAUGUAUAACCAAUUCGCGAUAUUUUGAUAAUAAACUAUUACUUGAGAUUAUGAGUUCAUUAGGAUUUGAAAAGACAUGUUAUUAUGAAGCAAAAAAAGUGGCAUAUUGGUUAUUUGAUUGGAAUGGUAAACUGGAGGGAAUAAAUAAAAGAAUGAAAUUCCCUAAAAAGAAUAUGUACGCUGGAUCAUCAAGAAAUAACUUUUGUAUUACAAUUGAAUAG